Messenger RNA from Lactuca saligna, 1318 nucleotides. NCBI's taxonomy places the organism in Eukaryota, Viridiplantae, Streptophyta, Magnoliopsida, Asterales, Asteraceae. The record is from the annotation of a GenBank genome assembly.
AUAUAAACAAAAAAAAAAAUUAAAAAACACUUGAAGACGUGGCCAAUUCGAAGCCAGAUGGUGACCAUUUUCAGAUAAGUGAAUUCCCACCAUGAAAAUAGAACAUACAGUAAACUACCAAAAUACAAACUAUCAAACAUUGUGCAUAAGUUGUUGAAGAAGAAGAAGAUCUACAUUCUACAGACUAAAAAGGAAACACCCUCAAUCUUUUUUACGAUAUCAUUCUACCAGAAGCCCUUCGAAAGAUGGGCACAAUUGGAUUUACAAGUUUCGGGUUUCCAUUAAAAACCAGGAACCAAAACCUUCCUGUUGUUGCUUCUAGUUCCUCCUCCCCUGAAAGAAUCAGUUCAGAAGAAAACGGGUGUGAGGUUUUGAGAAGAAGAACAGCAAUCGUAUCUGGAGCUUCAUUGGUGUCUUCAGCAAUAUUAGGAUUCCCUAAAGAGGGAUUGGCCGUCGUCAAGCAAGGACUUUUAGCCGGUAGAAUUCCAGGCUUAUCUGAACCUAAUGAACAAGGUUGGAGGACUUACCGCCGACCAGAUGAGAAGUCCGGCGGCCAUGGAGUUGGCUGGAGUCCGAUCAUUCCGUACGCCUUUUCAGUGCCUGAUGGUUGGGAAGAGACACCAGUAUCGAUAGCUGAUCUUGGAGGAACGGAGAUUGAUCUGAGAUUCAGUAGCCCAAGUGACGGACGCCUGUUCGUCGUCGUUGCACCAGUUCUCAGAUUCGCAGAUUAUCUAGAGGAUGAUGCCAGGAUAGAGAAGAUCGGAACUCCAGAGAAAGUGAUCAGUGCAUUUGGACCAGAAGUAAUUGGAGAGAAUGUAGAAGCCACUGCUGCUGGAAAUCGUCUCUAUUUGUUCAAUGUUCUUGCAAAUGGUCUACAAUGGAAGAGGCACAACAAGGACCUGAAAAAGAUAGCGGAUUCUUUUAGGGUUGUAUAGAGGGAGGCAACAUACAGAUGAUAGUAUACUGUAUACAUGAUCUUGUUGUAUAAACGUGCCAUUGAAAACAUUAUAUUUUAGUUUUGAAUUUUGAAGCAACCCAUGAUCGACAUGCUUGAAAAAUAUAAUAACACUUUGGGGUUUGAAAGAUAGUCAGCAAGAUGAUUGAAACAAAGCGAAAUAGCAAAAUCAUGGAUGAGAAUUUUUGUGAUCUUGAAAGUACCAUUCUUUUUUUAAAAGUAUCGGGUAAAUUGCAAUGAAGUCACUAAGUGAACUAAUUCAUUUUAUUUACAAUUUUGUUACAAUAUGAAUCAAAAUAAGAGUUCUUUUUGUUCUCCCUAUAACAAAUCUUCGUAAAUUGCAAUAAAAUCAUUAAGUCUACC